CGUGGGGUGGGGUGAAGCAAGAUGGCGGCCAGAAGCCAGAAGGAUGCAGCAUGAUUACAUUCUAGUCCCAUUCAUGAUUUUCAUCCCAAUUUGAGGCAAAUCAAUGCAGUGAUCCUGUGAGGCAAGGGUUUCUAUAUUCAGCUGCAGUUACACAUAAACCCAGAGGACUAGCUAUGGCUCUCACAGUAUUUGAUAACGAUGAAUACAGGCCCCCAGUAUGGAAAUCUUACUUGUAUCAAUUGCAACAAGAAGCUCCCCAUCCCCGAAGAAUUACCUGCACACGUGAGGUGGAAAACAGACCAAAGUAUUAUGGAAGAGAGUUUCACGGGAUGAUAUCACGAGAAGAGACGGAUCAGCUACUAAGUGUGGCAGAGGGAAGUUAUUUAAUUCGUGAAAGUCAGCGGCAACCUGGAACAUAUACAUUGGCUUUAAGAUUUGGAAACCAGACCAGAAAUUUCAGGCUAUACCAUGAUGGCAAGCACUUUGUCGGAGAGAAGAGAUUCGAAUCCAUUCAUGACCUGGUGACUGACGGCCUGAUCACUCUCUACAUUGAGACAAAAGCAGCCGAGUACAUUGCCAAAAUGACAAUAAACCCAAUUUACGAACACAUAGGAUACACCACUUUAAACAGGGAGCCAGCUCACAAAAAACAAAUGCCAGCCCUAAAAGAGACCCACGAGAAGGACUCCACGGGAGAGGACAGCGUAGCAGAAAAAAGGUUGACAUCACUCGUAAGACGAGCAACGUUAAAGGAGAACGAACAGGCUCCCAAGUAUGAAAAAGUUCAUAAUUUUAAGGUACACACAUUCAGGGGUCCUCAUUGGUGUGAAUACUGUGCAAACUUUAUGUGGGGACUGAUCGCUCAGGGUGUGAAGUGUGCAGAUUGUGGAUUGAACGUACACAAGCAAUGUUCCAAGAUGGUUCCUAACGAUUGUAAGCCAGACUUAAAACACGUCAAGAAAGUCUACAGUUGUGACCUUACCACGCUAGUAAAAGCACACAACUCUAAACGGCCAAUGGUAGUCGACAUGUGCAUACGGGAAAUCGAAUCUAGAGGUCUUCAGACAGAAGGAUUGUACAGAAUAUCAGGUUUUACUGACCACAUUGAAGAUGCCAAAAUGUCCUUUGAUAGAGAUGGAGAAAAGGCUGAUAUUUCAGUGAAUGUAUAUGAAGACAUCAACAUUAUAACCGGUGCACUGAAACUGUACUUCAGAGAACUCCCAAUCCCACUUAUCACCUAUGAUGCUUAUCCCAAAUUUCUAGAUUCUGCAAAGGCUGUGGACCCUGAUACACAGUUAGAGACCCUGCAUGAAGCCUUAAAGCUGCUUCCCCCUGCACACUGUGAAACGCUACGAUAUCUCAUGGGCCAUUUAAAAAGAGUCACUCUUCAUGAGAAGGAUAACUUAAUGAAUGCAGAAAACCUUGGCAUAGUGUUUGGACCAACUCUCAUGCGGGCACCAGAACAAGACGCCAUGGCGGCAUUAAACGACAUCCGUUAUCAGAGACUGGUAGUGGAAAUGCUUAUCAAAAAUGAGGACAUUUUGUUUUGAAGGAGAAUGAAAAGGUCAACUGCAUUUCCCAUAUGAAGGAUCUUUCACACACAAAAAAAAGCGAAGUUUUUAGCAGCCUCUUUAAUUCCUUAGUGCUUUUUGUGUACAAAGAACAGAAAAAAAAGAAAUGAAGGAAUUUAAUACAGUUUCAACUGUGGCCAUCGUCUGCUAUUGUAAAAGCAGUAAGACUUGCUAAUCUGUACAGUUACUGCUUAGUGUUUACAGUGUGACAAAAAGUCAAUUAUUGCAUGAGUGUCCCCGUUUUUGUCGGGGGUAUCCUGAAAAAUAUAAUCUAUUGAAGCCUUUUCCUUUUUCAACGGGUCGUGAUUGUAAAUUAGCAUGUUUUUCCCUGGUGUAAGAAUAUUGUGAUUUGGAUUUUAUGUUCAACAUAAUUGGAUUAUGUUAAUGAGCUGAGCUCGUGAAACAGUUGCUCUGCUUAAUGCCUUUUAUAUCUCACUUUCUUCUCAUUUAUUUGUAUUUUUUUUCUUGCACUGUUUUCAUAUUAUUUGCUAAAUUUGUUUGAUACAAAUUCCAUGCAUUUUUGUUUUAAUGUUUUACCGAUGUAUUUUUGUAAGGUGGUUGCAGUUAAAUCUGCAGCAUUGAGUUUUUUUUUUAUUGUAAUGUAAUGUUUGAUUUGGCAUGCACAAAUUAAUUUAUUAAAUCUAGGUUUUAGAAAACUU
Messenger RNA from Pelobates fuscus (common spadefoot toad), 2230 nucleotides. It is a transcript of the gene CHN1, whose product is annotated as chimerin 1. NCBI's taxonomy places the organism in Eukaryota, Metazoa, Chordata, Amphibia, Anura, Pelobatidae. The transcript has 14 exons. Gene Ontology annotation, molecular function: GTPase activator activity. The coding region runs from base 174 to 1550 and encodes 458 amino acids. The record is from RefSeq and is a predicted model, not a curated record. Gene Ontology annotation, biological process: signal transduction; positive regulation of GTPase activity; regulation of small GTPase mediated signal transduction.